Molecule: messenger RNA, 859 nt
Organism: Microstroma glucosiphilum
Lineage: Eukaryota; Fungi; Basidiomycota; Exobasidiomycetes; Microstromatales; Microstromataceae
Exons: 1
Coding region: 86-538 (150 amino acids)
Source: RefSeq, a predicted model, not a curated record
CUUGGUACGCCUUGCUUGCUUGCCUUGCCGCCCUGGGCUGCCCCGACCUUCCUCUUCUAGAAGGUGACCUGGUGCGGCAACGGCCAUGCACGAUCGCUCCGAAGAUGCAUCUGCAACCACCUCUGACCCAAUCACACUCGGCAGAAAGGGGGACAGGACGACGAGGAGGAGGGGUGAGAAGCAUGGAUGGCAGGCACCUCCGACGCGCCUUGCUCUGUCUGGUUUGAUCCGUGUCGCGCCCCUUCUCACAAUCUCGAUGAUCCGACUUUGGACCACCCCCUCCCUCCCUUUCUUCACCACCAUCUCCAUUGUAGUGAAGGCGACCACGCUAGAUCGUAUACCCCAUCGCCGCUCACGCUCCUUCAGGGACAGGUCCCUUUUCCUCCGUCUCCUUCCCCUCCUCCUUGCUCCAUCUCUAGCGACUCUCGGGCAGGCCUGUCAGCUCCCUAGCUCCUUCCUCGACCUCUUCUCGAUCUCUCUUCUAUCCUCACCUCCUCUGCUUUCGGCUUCACUACCGAGACUGCUUCGCCUCUUCUAGAAGCUACCCGUCCCGGAGUAGCAGAAGGGCUGUUCGCGCUCCCACUUCCAUCGAAGGAGCUCCCUUGCUCAGCCUCGUACACUCUCUCCACGAUGCUUUGGACAGGCGCCAAAGGCAGUCGUGCCUCGUCGUCCAGGAUCGUUGUGUCUUGUCUGGCUGCUUUGCUUUCCACUGCGGCCCCUUCCUUCGCCGAUGUGGCAGUAGGUACACCUCUCGAUCAGCAGUACCCAAACGUAGCGCACCUCAGUCAAGACUUCUCUUGGACAUUUCCCGAGUCGACCUUCAAUAGCUCCACUGGGGCCCAGAUUACCUACACUACUU